ACACGCGAAAGUGAAUGAAAUUUUUCGAUGACAAAACUCACGCGUUUAUAAAAGAAUAAAGUGCACAAACCUGUUCUCCUGAGAAAUAUUAUUUAAUAUUCGUACGAUGCCGUUGAUGUUGCACUAAAAGCGCAUUUUUUUGUGAAACACACACCGUUCAACAAGAUUAUUCAUUUCCCUGGCAUCGCGCAAUGUCGGUAAUAUCUACUAAAUAAAUUCUGCUGUAUAAUGGUGGGGUGGAUGAAAUUAUCAUAGCAAAUGUACGUGUUAACGUUUGAUACUAACAAGAUGCAUAUCAUAAAGACAUUGUGCAUGAACAGUUGGCGCAUGAACGUCAAAUCAACGAGUUGUUGAACGACGCAGUGUUGAACAUCUUUUUCUGGAGUGACUAUAGGUACAAUGGUUGCGUUAAUUAGUGUACGCAAUUAUAGCUCUCGAUGACAAGAAAGUUGAAUAUUUUAAGUGAUUAUUGUAAACCUUUCAUCUGUCGAAUAAGAGGAAUGAAAGUUCAUUUUAUUAUAUAUAGGUUGUAAAUAUUAAAUAUUAUUCAGAAAUUUGGAAAGCAUUUCUUGAAUGAUGAAAAUUGGACAAAGUUACUGCGAAUUGGGAAAUGUUCCACGUGCAAUUCUAUCGCAACGCCCUCGUGCGAUGGGCGCAGGAGUAAUCUUGGAAAACAAUGCUAUGUCUAUAAUAUUUAAGUUACUUGGAGAGAUAUGUUAAAAUAAUGGAUUUCGCAAAAGCACAACUUUUAAAAUACGGCUGGACAGAAGGUAAAGGUCUAGGAAAAGAUGAAAACGGUAUCGCAAACGCAUUAAGACCGAAACUUAAAUUUGAUUCAGUUGGAAUAGGACACAAAGAUGAAGACUGUAAUGAGUGGUGGGCAACUGGUUUUAAUGAUGCAGCUAACAACAUUAUGGUUGAAUCACAAUCGCAAGGUGUAUCCAUAUCUGUUUCAAAAGAAAAUAAAAAUGAGUUGCCUAAGCACUUACCUCAAAAUAAAUUCAGCUAUGGAAAUUUCCUCAAAACUUCCACGCUAUUUAAUGGUACCUUGGUACAAGAACAUAAUUCAAAUGUUCCUGAAGUAGAACAAAAUGAACAGAAUUUUAAAUCAAUUUUUUUAACAGACCAAGAGUUGUUUAAAGUAUGUAAUGGUAGAACUGCUCACAAGGGAGCUAGGCACGGUUUAAAAUUAAAUGGUAAAUUGAAAAGAGUAGAAGAACAAGAGAAAAAUUUCUUACAAAUGCAAAUGAAUAAAUCUGAAGUAAAUCUGUGCGACACAGAUGAGGAAACCCUACCUCUUAAUCUUUCUUCCAAAGAAGAAGAAGAAGAAGGUAUCUUAAAACAAUCUAGGAGUGAGAAGAAACGUAAAAGAAAAAUAAAUGAUUUGACACAUCAAUUAGCUAUUUUAUGCAAUAUAGAUGAUACCAUAGAUACAUCAAAACUAAAAAGGAAAAAAAGAAAACAAGAAAAAAAUGGUUUGAUAAAUUAUAAUUUUGAUGACAUUAAGAAAAAGAAAGAAGGUAAAGAAAUUAGUGAUAUGCCACUUUCUGGAGAGGAAAAAUUAGAUAAACGGAUGAUAAAAAAGAAGAAUAGAAAAUGUAAAGAGAAUCGUGAUCAUGGAUCCACACAUAAAAAGAAGAAAAGAACAAGGGGAAAGAAGAAGAAAUACCAAAGGGAUAAUCUUAAUGCAGAAAAUGAAAAUGUUCAGCAUCAUAGUAAAAAAAACUGUGCUGACAUAUUAGAUUCCAUACUUCGUACAGAGCUUCCUUGUAAUGAAUUCCCUUCAUAUUCUAAGAAUGAUAUAAACUCAUUUCCUUAUUCGAGUUCUCCAGAUACAUACACAAGAAAUGAAUCAAUC
This is a messenger RNA of Megalopta genalis, 1858 nucleotides long. RefSeq lists its product as uncharacterized. The record is from RefSeq and is a predicted model, not a curated record. Gene Ontology annotation, molecular function: nucleic acid binding. Gene Ontology annotation, cellular component: nucleolus. NCBI's taxonomy places the organism in Eukaryota, Metazoa, Arthropoda, Insecta, Hymenoptera, Halictidae.